UGAGUUGCAGUGCUUUGUUUGCACUGACGUAGCGAAAAAUUAUGUAAAUCAGGGAAAGGACUCGUCGGCUGCUUAGGUUUAAGCUGUAAAUACAAUGGGUCACAUAAAUUGUGGUACUAUUUCACGCUUUUUAUCAACAUUAUUCGUAGUAUUAUCUUGUAUUUGUCGGUUCUCGCUCGGUACCGAACUGAGUUUUGUUACAUGCGGGUCUGUUAUAAAACUAUUGAAUGUAAAGCACAAUGUGAGACUACACUCUCACGACGUUCGCUACGGCUCAGGUAGCGGGCAGCAGUCUGUCACCGGGGUCACUGCGGUUGAGGACAGUAACAGCUACUGGAGUAUUCGUGGGACCAGAGACGCCAUGUGUCAUCGGGGUACACCUGUAAAGUGUGGGCAAGCUAUACGUCUCACGCACGUCAACACAGGACGCAACCUGCACAGCCACUACUUCUCUUCCCCGCUGUCCUCUAACCAGGAGGUGAGUGCAUUCGGGGAGGAAGGAGAAGGGGACCACCUCGAUGAGUGGACGGUUCACUGUUCAGGAUCUGUGUGGAAGCGCGAGGAGGCCAUCCGCCUCCGUCACAAAGCCACCGACGUUCUGCUGUCGGUCACGGGGGAGCAGUAUGGCCGGCCCAUCCACGGUCAGAUGGAGGUCCACGGCAUGUCGAGCCCCAGUCAGCACAGCCUGUGGAAGGCCAUGGAGGGAAUCUUCAUGAAGCCCAGCGAAAUGCCAGCAGGCGGCCAAGACUACAGUCACACUCACACAGAGUUUUGAUCCUUUCCUCCUCCUGUCUCUUUUUGGUUUCUCCUCUGCCCAGUUAUGUGUGAUUAAGUCCAUCACAAACAGCCAGCGGUCCACCUCAAACUUGAAAGUCAGCCACUUUCCUGUUGGAAAGUGCUUAAACUACAGCAUAAAAUGCCUUAAAAUACCCAAGGAGUCAUAUUUAAAUCUUUUUUAUGACUGUUUAAUGACCUUUAAUCUCCUUUUUUAGGCUUCUUUUAUUGUAAAUGUAGAAGGGAGGGCUUGUUUACACAUCAGGAAAUUCACCAGGGAAGUCAUUUUGUACAAAGAGACAUUAAAAUGUGACAUUUGUGCCUUCUUAGAUAAAAUGAAAAAGCAAAGCUUUUAAACAUCUCAACAAAUAUUACAUUUUAAAGUUAUGUUAUUUGUAAGCAGUAUUCUAUAAAAACGUGUCAACAGUGUUUCUAAAGAAAAAGGAUAUUUUUGUUCUUUUUUUCUGUCAGUUUCAGUGUUGUAUAAAAUUAUUCUGCAUUAGCUGACUUGAAAACAAGCGGUUUUAUGUGUGAACACAUAACUGAGAUGGAUGUUUUUUGUCAAUAUAGGAUGAGUUUUUGAAGUGCUUUGAGAGGUCACAAUCAGACAGUUUCUGCAUACAGAUGUGUUGUAAUUGUUAACAUAAACACCCAACUGACGGUGAAUACCUCACAUUAAAGCAUUUUUAUGUCCAUCGUUA
Oryzias melastigma (Indian medaka) is the source of this 1475-nucleotide messenger RNA. It is a transcript of the gene sdf2, whose product is annotated as stromal cell-derived factor 2. The record is from RefSeq and is a predicted model, not a curated record. Bases 95 to 775 code for a protein of 226 amino acids. The transcript has 3 exons. Lineage: Eukaryota; Metazoa; Chordata; Actinopteri; Beloniformes; Adrianichthyidae.